AUGUUCCAGCGCAGGAAGAAGAAGAAGAAGAAGAAGCUGGAGAUUUCGGCGCCGCAGGACUUCCGUCACCGCGUGCACACGUCGUUCGACGCGGCCAGCGGGCGCUACGUGGGCCUGCCCCCCCAGUGGCAGAGCGUCAUCGACACGCUGAGGAGGCCACGCCCCCUAGUGGACACUUCUAGGAUCACACAGAUGCAGGUCUCCAAGACGAUCGUGCGAGGUAGUUUCAUUGGUCACGGUGACUACAUCUCCCACGUCAUCUCCGAGAUGAGCGGCCUAUCCGUGAGUGGCUCAAACUCUCUGCGCCGAAAUAGCCCGUCGGCACGGAAACGGGCGCGCUCGCUGGGCCGGCUGGGCGAGCUGGCCGAGGACCAGUGCUACCAGUACGAGAAGACCGCCGCCGAUGGCGCCACCUACUGGCAGGACCGCAUCCGCCAGGAGAGCACCGCGCUGCACAGAGCCAAGUCCUCCGCCGAGGUGACCACGCCCACUGACGACGAGACCACGCCCACUACCGCCGAGGCCACGCCCACUGCCGCCGGGACAGGUCCCACACAUUCAACAGGAGUUCAGGGUUCUACGGGAGGACCGUACGCCCGCAGCGAGGGGGCGGGGCUUAGACAGAGGCCCACUUCCUGUCAGUACCGCCUGCAGACAGACAUCAGACCUUCGCUGAGACUGCCCGACCUGCUGGCAUCCUCCACACAAACUCCCACAAUGCAUCACUCCUCCUACAACCUCAAGCUGCCCCCCCAACAGCACCAGAAGUCCAAUCAUCACGUCUCGUCCUCAGCGCUCCCUCCGCCCCUCCUCCAGCUUCGACAUCGGUCUGUCUCCCAAACCGCCGGCGGCCCCCACGGCCCCCCACCCCACGGCCCCCGAUGGCCCCCCCUCACCCACGAGCAGUUCAAGGCAGCGCUGCGGACCGUGGUGGACCCGUGCGACCCCCGAGCGGCGCUGCAGGACUUCGUGAGGAUCGGCGAGGGCUCCACCGGCGUGGUGUGCAUCGCCACGGAGACGGGCAGCGGGCGCCGCGUGGCGGUGAAGAUGAUGGACCUGAGGAAGCAGCAGCGCCGAGAACUGCUGUUCAACGAGGUGGUGAUCCUGAGGGACUACCGGCACCAGAACGUGGUGGAGAUGUUCGGCAGCGCUGUGGUGGAGGAGGAACUCUGGGUCAUCAUGGAGUACCUGCAGGGAGGAGCUCUCACACACAUCCUCAGCCACACCAGGCUGAGUGAGGAGCAGACGGCGACGGUGUGUGAAGGCGUCCUGCAGGCCUUGUCUUAUCUUCACUCUCAGGGAGUUAUUCAUCGGGACAUCAAGAGUGACUCCAUCCUGCUGACACUGGACGGGAGGAUCAAACUAUCAGAUUUUGGGUUCUGCGCUCAGAUCAGUAAAGACGUCCCAAAGAGGAAGUCUCUGGUGGGGACUCCGUACUGGAUGGCUCCGGAAGUUAUCUCCAAAACCCCGUACGGGACCGAGGUGGAUGUCUGGUCUCUGGGCAUCAUGGUGGUGGAGAUGGUGGACGGAGAGCCGCCGUACUUCAGUGAGACGCCGAUCAGCGCCAUGAAGAAGCUGAGAGACGAGGCAGCACCAAGCAUCAAGAAUAUACACAGGGUGUCUCCAGUGUUGAAGGACUUCCUGGACUGUAUGUUGACCCGGGACACAGGGACUGCUGCCGCCGAGCAGCUCCAGCACCUCGACUGCUGCAGGCCCGACCUGCUCCAAGCACCUCUUCCUGCUGCAGCUGACCACGCUCGCCAGCUGACCACGCCCGCCAGCUGCCUGGCGCCGCUGGCCCGGCUGACCACACAGCCAACGCACGACCAGCUGACCCGCCUCUCAGCUGACCACGACCUCUCAGCUGACCACGCCUCAGCUGACCACGCCUCUCCAGCUGACCACGCCCGCCAGCUGACCACGCCCUCAGCCGCUCAGCUGACCACACAGCCAGCUGCAGCGACCGCUCAGCUGACCACGCCUCUCAGCUGA
Molecule: messenger RNA, 1992 nt
Organism: Perca flavescens (yellow perch)
Lineage: Eukaryota; Metazoa; Chordata; Actinopteri; Perciformes; Percidae
Product: serine/threonine-protein kinase PAK 4
Exons: 10
Coding region: 1-1992 (663 amino acids)
Biological process (GO): protein phosphorylation
Molecular function (GO): protein serine/threonine kinase activity; ATP binding
Source: RefSeq, a predicted model, not a curated record